This is a messenger RNA of Athene cunicularia (burrowing owl), 1212 nucleotides long. RefSeq names its product developing brain homeobox 1 (gene DBX1). NCBI's taxonomy places the organism in Eukaryota, Metazoa, Chordata, Aves, Strigiformes, Strigidae. The record is from RefSeq and is a predicted model, not a curated record. Gene Ontology annotation, molecular function: DNA-binding transcription factor activity, RNA polymerase II-specific; DNA binding. Bases 1 to 957 code for a protein of 318 amino acids. Gene Ontology annotation, biological process: regulation of transcription by RNA polymerase II; cell differentiation in spinal cord. The transcript is spliced from 4 exons.
AUGAUGUUCCCCAGCCUCAUCGCCCCGCCGGCCGUCUACCCCAGCCUCCUGCGCCCGACCCCCACCCUCACCUUGCCUCAGUCGCUGCAGUCAGCUUUUUCCAGCCAUUCCAGCUUCCUGGUGGAAGAUUUGAUCCGGAUCAGCAGACCCGGUCAGCUCCCGCCGCGCUCCGCGCCCGCGCAGCCCCCGCGCAGGCGGAGAGAAGCCGCCCGCUGCCCCGCCACGCUGCUCCCCGCCCUGGGGCCCUGCCGUGUGUGUGUCCUGUCCCCCCGCCCCGCGUCCCCCAAAUCUUUCCGCUCCCGCCGGAUUUCUGCCGUUUACAGGCGGAUCGAGCUUACCGCGGGCACGGCCCGACUUCCUCCUCCUCCUCCUCCUCCGCCUGCCUCUACCGUGGUCCCCAUCCCUGGCACCUUCUCCUGGCCGCUGGCUGCCCGCGGCAAGCCCCGCCGCGGCAUGCUGCGCCGGGCCGUCUUCUCCGACGUGCAGCGCAAGGCGCUGGAGAAGAUGUUCCAGAAGCAGAAGUACAUCAGCAAACCUGAUAGGAAGAAGUUGGCAGCCAAGCUGGGCCUUAAGGACUCGCAGGUGAAGAUCUGGUUCCAGAACAGGAGGAUGAAGUGGAGGAACUCCAAAGAAAGAGAGCUCCUCUCUUCUGGUGGCUGCAGAGAACAGACCCUACCCACCAAGUUCAACCCUCACCCAGACCUCAGUGACGUAGGCAAGAAGUGUUCAGGAGAGGAGGAAGAGGAGGAAGUUCCCCCCGUGUGCCCACCCAGCCCCCGGCACCCCUUAACCUACCAACAGUCCCCAGAACACCUACACCUGAGGGACAGACUGGACUCCCAGAUGUCUCCUUCUCCAUCCCAUUCUAGCAGCCCCAGCAAACCUUCAGACUUCUCAGACUCAGAAGAAGAGGAUGAUGAAGGGGAAGAGGAAGAGGAGGAGAUAACGGUCUCUUAGAUCACCCUGCCUGCCCCUACCAUCACAUGGAGACGUUGCAAAGAUGUAAAUAAACAGAGGGCUAUAAAUUGAAGAGGUGAUGUCCCACCCAAAUGUCCACGUACUUCUCCAGUGCAGGUUCUUUAUCACAUAGCUGAAAGACAUUCUACUUCUAGGUUUUCCUUUUUUUUUUUUCCCCCCCCAUGUGGAGGUUUUUUGUAUUCAUAGCAUCUGCUAACCUUUUUAUAACUCUCCGCUUAACAAUCAACAUUUGCU